AUGAAAAAUAAAUUAGCUAAGUAUAUUUUUGCGCCAUUAAUAGAUGCCAAAGGUAUACGCAGUGAUGGCUCUACUCUACUUCCUCCUUCGACCAUCCAGAGGCCAAACAAGAUCUCAUAUUCAUCUACGACAAUGUCGAUGGGGGAAAAGAGAGAAAAUCAGUACGCUAAUUUUCUAAAUCGAACCAUUUUUACUAUCAUUAUGGCUUAUGUAUUCCUCGCUUCUAUUUCACUUGGUAUUCUAUCUGGAAUCCCACUUGUCCUUACAAUAUCAGUUACCAUGUUUUACGAAAUUACGCGAAUAAAUCAAAAGGUUCGGAAGGAACGUCGACUUCAGUCUGUGCAAUUUCUGAAAUGGUACUUCUUGGUCGUUUGCAUGGUCAACGUGACGCUCUCCAACUUGCGUCAACCUCUACUGGACACUUACCCAUCACUACUUCCACUUUAUGGUAAGUUGCCAUUUUUGUCCUUCAGCUUUUUUGUGAUGGGAAUUGUGGGUUUCGUGCUCAGUUUGCGCAAGGGAAUGUAUCGAUACCAGUUUAUUCAACUCACAUGGACAGCAAUGACGCUCAUGUUUGUUGCGGGACCGUGCAUCGGGGGAUUGAGAAAUAUGAUUCGAGGCAUGAUUUGGUUUCUUCUCCCGGUUAGUUGUGUUAUUAAUAACGAUAUUUGGGCCUAUGUCUUUGGCAAGCUCUUUGGUCACACCAAAUUGCUUGCGCUUUCUCCCAAAAAAACCUUGGAAGGCUUCAUAGGUUCCUUUUUGUUCACUGUUAUUUGGUCUUUUUGGUUUUGUGGGUUCCUCAGUUACUUUCCCGUAAUGUACUGUCCGGCUGUUGGCUUCACAAACAGCAUCAAUUCAGUAUGUGAAAAGGAUCCAUUGUUUGUGCAAGUUGAUGUGCAACUGCCAUUGUGGGUACGGUGGAUAUCCGGAAACUAUUUGCACAGCUUGAAGAUGUCCCCUGCACAAAAGCAUGCCAUUGUGUUAGGAUCCUUUGCUUCACUGUUAGCACCCUUUGGGGGCUUCUUUGCUAGUGGUCUAAAACGAGCGUUUAAACUUAAAGAUUUUGGCGAUCUUAUCCCUGGCCAUGGUGGAAUGACGGAUCGAAUGGAUUGCCAGGGCAUCAUGAGUCUUUUCACUUAUUUUUACCUGCGAACAUACGUUUAUUGUGAAGCCAAGUGUCCUACUCCCAGUGAAAUAACUCGUUGCGCGUUGAACAUGGGCGUCGACAGUCGCAUGAGCCUUUUUAAGGAACUAGAACACUCGUUACAAGGCUGA
Molecule: messenger RNA, 1275 nt
Organism: Phytomonas sp. Hart1
Lineage: Eukaryota; Euglenozoa; Kinetoplastea; Trypanosomatida; Trypanosomatidae
Source: the annotation of a GenBank genome assembly